Molecule: messenger RNA, 1366 nt
Organism: Zerene cesonia (dogface butterfly)
Lineage: Eukaryota; Metazoa; Arthropoda; Insecta; Lepidoptera; Pieridae
Product: D-beta-hydroxybutyrate dehydrogenase, mitochondrial
Exons: 8
Coding region: 140-1309 (389 amino acids)
Source: RefSeq, a predicted model, not a curated record
CAGCGUGAGUGUAAAUGUAGUUGUUAAUAAAUAAUAUAGUUUAAUUUUAAAACGGGUCGGGCGCAGUGUCUUCCCGCGAUCCGAACACGUCGGUCGGUCAAACCCACGCGACUGCGCAUAGUGCAAUAAAACGUACAAAAUGGCGGCAGGGGAUGUGACCCGGCGCGCCUCGAUAACUGCGCCCUCGAUGCAUCGUCGACCUUCGGCACGCCGCGGCUCCCUUAUUAAGAAUCCGCAGACACCCUCCCAGGAAGUUCCAUGGGAUAUAAUAGACAGAUGCGCAUUACCCGUGGUGCUGUGCCACGCCCUGGCUGUGGUUCUCUCUGCACUUCUCAACGCACUGCAUAUCAGCCAAGUGUCAGUGUUCACCCUGUUUCUAUGGUUUGCCAUUUCUGUCACUGGAUCCUUGUGGUUCUACCAUAACCUGCAGGUGACCGCAGCCGGCAAAGCUGUACUUGUGACUGGCUGUGACAAUGUUCUAGGUAAUGCUCUAGCUAGAAGGUUGGAUGAUUUGGGAUACCACGUGUUCGCUGGCUUCCAGAGCAAGGCUGGCAAUAUUGACGCGGACAUGCUGAAGGAAGAUUGUUCUGGAAGGUUGCACACUCUGCAACUGGAUGUGACGUCUGAAACUCAGAUUCUGUCAGCGUCUCUAUACAUUGUGGAUCACCUGCCAGAGGGUGCUCAGGGGUUGUGGGCGAUCGUCAACUGUGAGUCUUGGUGCGCUCUCGGCGAACUAGAGUGGGUGCCGUUUUCAGUCAUCCGGCGAGCUAUGGAAGUCAACCUUUUGGGCCCCGCUCGGCUGGUGCAAGUGAUGCUGCCGCUAGUGCGGCGGGCGCGGGGCCGCGUGGUGCUCGCGUCGUCGAUCCUCACGCACGUGGCGGCGCCCGUGCGCGGCGUGCACGCAGCGUCUCUGGCCGCGCUCGACGCUAUGGCGGCGUGCUUGCGGAGGGAGCUAAAACCGCGCGGUGUUGAUGUUGUGGUGGUGGCAGCCGGCGAAUACACGACGGGCAGCGCGUGGCUCAACGAAGAGAAGCUUCUGGAACAAGCGCGCGACAUGUGGAAGCGUCUCAGCGACGAACAGAAGGGCGCGUAUGGAGAGGACUACUUCGAACAGGCGCUGCGCAGUCUUGAGAAAUAUACGAAGAAUGCGGACGCCGACCUCACGGCAGUGACGCGCGCGCUCAGCGACGGUGUGACGCGCACGUUCCCUCUCUCUCGCUAUACACCCGUCUCUCCGCGGGAAAAACUCAAGUCAAUCCUCGCCGAACACAUGCCUCGCUCGCUGUAUGAAGGACUGUAUGCCGAUUAAAUAAUAAAAUAAUAUUCGAUAUAUCGUUUGUUCUUCAUUACAAGACAGUUUCUUUCA